AAGGCCAUGUGAAACUGACAAGAAUGGGAAUGAAACCUAGUGAUGUUUUCAAGCUGGCUAAAGGUUUGAGAAUUUUGGUAAAUGUCAAUGAACAUGGCCAACCGAUCCGAGCAGCUAGAAGAGUUCUAACAAGAUACAUGAUGAAACUUGUUAAACAACCAAAUCUUUGUCCGCCAGAUUUAAAUGAUUUUAAUGAUGUUAAACAUGCCUUUGGAGUUGAGCUGCUGAGAGCUGUGAGGGAGAAAUUCUAUAUCCCUAGACAUGAAAAUGUGGACAAUGUAUUAAUUGCUCUAAUGGGCAUAAAAUUCAGGAACAACAAGUAUCGGAUAAGAAAGGAGAUAUAUAAAAAGACACAUGCUAGAUUGAGGGAAAAGCUGAAAGUAGUUCUGGAAGCUAGUGGUGUUCAUGGUGAAGAAUUGGAACAUCGAGUGAUAUUUCAUGAAUUUCGUGAAGACCAAAUUUUGGCAGAGCUUGAUCGGGUUGAGCCUCCACCUGGAUUUGCUAAUCAUCAAUGGCUUAAAUUCAAGAGUAAUAUGAAAUCUGAAAAGGCAAAGAAACUAUCCGAGAAAGGAAAAAAAGCUCGUGCGACUCAAAGUCAUACUCAUACAACUGGUACCAAGAGUUAUGCUCAAGUUGAAGAUGAGCAUGUCAUUAAAUAUAAAGAACAUCCUGGGCCACUUACAUUUUUUGACUUGACACAUAAAAGGAGAGAUGGUUCUUAUGUGCAGAGUGAUUCAAAGGAAUUUAUGAUUGCUGCCAAAUCAGAAAUUGUUAGGCGUAAAAAUGAAGGAACUUGUGAAAAUCCUGUUGAAUUAGAAAGUUCAGUUUGGUAUGACUUGAUGGGUGAUGAUAAGCCUGGUCGAGCCCGUGGUUAUGGUAUUGGUGUCACGAAAUCAUCUGUGACUGCCUUCCGAGCCAAACUUAGGCAAAUGCAAAGUGAAUCAGAAAACUCCAGUGCUCAUGACAAUGAAAUAGUCCAGCUCAAGCUAUUACUUAGCAAGCAACAACAGCAACUUGUUGCACAAGAAAAUGUGAUGAAUGCAUACAUGGCAAAGACAAACGGAAUUAUAGGCAAUUUAAGAGAUGAAGUUCUACUAUAUCGCACAACAUUUGGAGCUGGUACAGAGGACUUACUUAGAUCCUACCAUCUGAAAACGAGCUCAGGGACAAAAAGUACUAUCAAUAUCAGCAAUAGAAUGGCUCUCGGGAGUUUGGGCUUACACGACUUUGGUCACAAUCAAAUGGAAAUGAGCUCAGAAAAAAGUGUUCAAGGUUGCACCCAAGCGUUGGAGGCUGGAGAUCAAUUUCAGCCAGGAUGCAGUGUUGAUGCUUUCAUCAAUGAGCUUACCUAAUGGCAUCCAGGCUGAAGUUCGUGGCUUCCUACAUGACGGCUCCUUGCACCUAUGAAAAGGCAUAAAUUGCUUGAUAUAUUGAAGCUUCAUAAGGAAUCACCAAAUAAAGGCCAAGAAUAGCAUGCUAAAAAGAGUGGUUGUUGAGGACGAUCUUUCCCAAAUGAUAGCAUUUUCUUAAUAAUGUUUUACACAUGUAAUUGCAUAUAUUUCACCCUGUACCACAUAUUUUGGUGGUUGGCCUUGUUAUUUGAGUUAAUUGCAUGAAUAUUCAAGAUCUUAUUUGA
Molecule: messenger RNA, 1636 nt
Organism: Salvia miltiorrhiza (redroot sage)
Lineage: Eukaryota; Viridiplantae; Streptophyta; Magnoliopsida; Lamiales; Lamiaceae
Exons: 7
Coding region: 24-1352 (442 amino acids)
Source: RefSeq, a predicted model, not a curated record